AUGACUGAGGUUAGGGAGGACUCCCGAGACCCCCGGCAUCCUAGUCCUGGGCCGUGGGCCCCGGACGCCGGGCCAGGACGCCGCCAGCUCCCAGGGUCCCUUGCGGGGACCACGUUUCCCCGCAGCCCCCGCCGCUGCCGGGUCCUCGCCACGUCCCCUUCCCGGAGCUACGCGCCCGGCUGGGUUCUGAUCCGCCUUGUCUCUCGGGGGCGGCUCGCGGGACAGGGGCGUUCCCGGCUCGGCCGCACGCCCAGGUGUCAUGCGGGAGGUACGCGGGCACGGGACCUCACCGGCUGCGCCGAGUACGGCAAGAGCCUCCGGUACAGUUACUCCCUGAGCGGUCAUCUCCGAAGCCCUGCUCGUGAGAAGCCUUCCCCCUGCCCUGACUGUGGAAAGCGUUUCAGCCAGAGCUCCGACCUGCUGCAGCACCGGCAGAUUCACCCGGGGCCAGACCUUAUCGCUGUCCCCAGUGCGGCAAGACCUGCUGUGGCCGCUCCAACCUCAUCAAGCACCAGCGAGUCCACUCGGGAGAAGCCAUUCGUCAGCGGGGAGUGCGGCAAGGGCUUAGCGGCCAGCUCUGCUGCUGGCUCACCAAGCACACACUGGCCCUGCGUCUGUCCCCAGUGCCAGCAGGUUUUUGGGGACCGGUGGAAGCUGAUCCGCCACCAGCGAAUUCACACAGGAGAGCGUCCGUUCUGCUGCUGCAGCUGCGGUGACAGCGUCAAUGAGAAGACCUCCCUCUCCCAGCGCGUCCUCCCGCACCCAGGGAAGAAGACCUGCAGGCGUGGGAGCGUGGAGAGCGUCAGCCUCGCACCCAGCUCAGUCGCCCCGGGCAGCACCUCCGGGCUCCGGCCCUUUGGGAGCCCCGGGUCCUUCCUUCAACGUCUGCCCCCAUCCACACUCCUGCCCCGACCUCCCUUCCUUUAUCCUGGCCCCCCACUCAGUCUCCAGCCUCUGGUUCCAUCCGGCCUUCCCGGCCUCCGGGAGGCCUGGAAGUUGCCCAGGUUCCGCCAGUCACCCAGCCGGCAGCUCAGCAGGAGGGGGCGAUGGGGCCCAGAAGCUGUGCGAGCGCGGGACGGGACUUGCGGGAGGCGGUUCAGGCCCCAGGCUACCCUGAGCCAGCCCGGGAGGCCUCGCAGCACAGAGCGGCCCGAUCGCUCGGCGAGGCCAGGGCCAGGCUUCAGCGACAGUGCUGAGCUCCUCCGCCACCCUCGAACCCACACUGGAGAGGAGCCCUACCAGUGUUUCCGGUGUGGAAGGCCUCCAGCCGGAGGUCCAACCUGGCCCGACACUGAAGAACCAGCGUGCUGCAGCCUCGGGUGGAAUAGUUGCAGCCCCCGGUGGACUGUGGAUCUGAGAUGCAGUCCCCUCCCUCCACACAGACCCGCUCAGGACGGCUUUUCUGUAUGGCAGAUCUUUCUCAGAAGUGCUGGGGGCUAUUUUGUUUGUUUUUUUCCCCCUUAAUUCUCGCUCCUUUCCCUUACACAUUAAGGAAUUUAGGCAGGUGAGGCUGCGGGCGGCGACUCACACCUGUAAUCCCAGCGCUUUAAGAGACCGAGGUGGGAGGAUCGCGUGAGCCCAAAGAAUUUGAGACCAGCCUGGGCAGCCUAGCGAGACCGCAUCUUUGUGAAAUAAAAAUAAAACGAGCUGGUGUGGUGGCGCUGGCCUGUAGUCCCAGCUACUCAGGAAGGUGAGGCGGAAGGAUCGCUUGAGUUGGAGAGUUCAAGGCUCUAGUGAGCUAUGAUCAAGCCACUGCACCCCAGCGUGGGCGACAGAGUGAGACCCUGUCUCUCUAAAAUAACUAAAAUAACAAAAGGAUUUAGGUAGGUAGUAGGCAAAGGCAUAUUAUCGAAGUAAUAAUAAUAUACAAGGUAUAUUCUUGGUGUGGACAGGAAUAAUGUUGUGUUAUCUUAAUAUUAGUGAUUAAUAUUAUUUCUCUCUUUUUUUUUUUUUUUUUCUUGAGACGGAAUCUUGCUCUUUUGCCUAGGCUGCAGUGCAGUGGCAUGAUCUCUGCUCACUGCAACCUCCAUCUCCCGGGUUCAAGCGAUUCUUCUACCUCAGCCUCCUGAGUAGCUGGGAUUACAGGCGCCCACCACCACGCCCAGCUAAUUUUUGUAUUUUUAGUAGAGAGGGGGUUUGACCAUGCUGGCCAGGCUGGUCUCGAACUCCUGACCUCAGGUGAUCCGCCCACCUCAGCCUCCCAAAGUGCUGGGAUUAUAGGCAUGAGCCACCGCACCCGGCUUCUCUUGUGCUUUUUAGAUAAGUAUUUUUAAAAGCGUUUGUUGGUUGUCAGCUGGGCACGGUGGCUCACGCCUGUAAUCCCAGCACUUUGGGAGGCCGAGGCGGGCGGAUCACAAGGUCAGGAGAUUGAGACCAUCCUGGCUAACACAGUGAAACCCCGUCUCUACUAAAAAAAUACAAAAAAAUUAGCCGGGCGUGGUGGCCGGCUCCUGCAGUCCCAGCUACGCUGGAGGCUGAGGCAGGAGAAUGGUGAAUGGCAUGAACCCGGGAGGCGGAGCAUGCAGUGAGCCGAGAUCGUGCCACUGCACUCCAGCCUGGGCGACAGCGAGACUCCGAAUCAAAAUAAAAAUAAAAAUAAAAAGUGUUUGUUGGUUGUCUUAACGAUGUGCUAUUAGAGUGAGGAAAAAAAAGUUACCCUAUGAGAAUUUAAACUGCAUGAAAGUCUGUGGUAGCAUUACUGGUUCGGUUUCCAAGCUUGCUACCCCAAUCCUUGAUGCCUCUUUCUCCCAAUACAAGUAGUAUCAGGCACUGCCAUCUACUUGUUGUACCUCAGAAGAGUUUUUCGACAGCACCCCGUGCCCUCUGUGGCCUGUGCUCUCUCGCAGGUGCAAGUCCUGUCAUCAUGAGCCUGGACUGUUGCAGAAGACUCCUAGCCAAUCUUGCCUGGUUCCCGCCUCUGCAUCUGGUUCAGCAUCCAUAGAACCUACGAGUUAUUAUAGAUUCCUGCCUCAGACUCCAGACUCCAACACUAAAUCUGAUGUCAGUCUCCUGUCCGAAAGCAUCUCCUGCCUGCCACUCCCACCCCUCCACCCCCUCCGAUGACCCCAGCAGGUCCUACAGAACAGGGUUCAAAUGCUUUAGCGUGGCAUGCAUGCUUCUCCAUUGGGCUUUGCCUGACCUCUGUGCCUUUGCUGGCCAGGGCCUCCUGCACCUCUGUGUUUUUGCACUUGAUUUAUUUCUUUCCACUGCCCAAAAUGACCUUUCCCCUUUUCUGUCUCCCAGACUUGCCCUACUCAUUCAUAUGAGCCCCACUUCCACUGAGAGACUGCCCCACUUCUCGUGUCACACCUGACGUGGUGAGUGCUCCAGUGGCAUUGAGAACAUAGGGCAUGUCUGUCUGGUAACCUAUCUCCCCAGCAGACUGAGCUCCACGAGAGCAAGAGACCCUGGUGCAGGGCCUGGCUCACAGUGGGUGCUCAAUUAAUAUUACUUAUGUGAAGGAACCACUUCCAGCUGCUCAAGUAUUCUAUGCUAAAACUUGGGUUUCUUUCAUCCUUGUUGUCCUCCCAAGAUACAAUGUGUACAUACUUGGAAAGUUAGCCAAGGUGACUAUGAAGGUGACCCCACCCAAUCAAUCUAUGUCUUCCUGGUUACUGUGCCUGUCAUUCGAUGAUUCCAUGGUUAUGUCUAUAGUGAUAACAGAAAAAAGCAACUGAAAACAAUAUUGUUUACUUGGGUCUCAUGCAUCUCCUCCACACAUUUGUAGAAAUGAGAUUACCACAAAUUGCCAAGAUGGUUACAUCAAAUUUUCAGCAGCAUCAGUCAUAGGACAAAAAGGCCUUUGAGUGUAUUUAUAAUAAUCAGCAUUUACUGGUGGCAAAAUACUGGUUUGGAAAAUAUCUGAGAUUAUGGUCAGGCAUGGUAGCUCACGCUGGUAAUCCCAACACUUUGGGAGGCUGAGGCAGGUGGAUCACCUGAAGUCAGGAGUUCAAGACCAGUCUGGCCAUAAUUUCAGAUGAUGAGAUUAUAGUGAAACCCCAUCUCUACUAAAAAUGCAAAAAUUAGCCGGGCGUGAUGGCGCACAUCUACAAUUCCAGCUACUCAGGAGGCUGAGGCCGCGGUGAGCUGAGAUCGCACCACUGCACUCUAGCCUGGGCAACACAGUGAGACUCCGUCUAAAAAAAAAUCUGAGAUUAACAGGUUGCCAUUUUAGGAGCUCUUUAUAGACCAGCUGGCCUAGUGGUCCUGAUUCCAUAAUAUGUGAAGUAAAGGUCUUGCAGGGGAGCACCAAUUUCAAACUCUGUCCUAGUUUGCAGCCUUGGCUGGAGUGACCCCAGUCAUGAGGCAAACAGCACAAGUGUGCAAGUGUCAUGGGUUCAGCCAGAACAUCAGUGUUCCCAGCAUUAGACACAGAUUCGGGAGAAAUCAAAUCACAGUGUAGAGAUGUAUUGUGAUGUGUCACACUACACUAUUAUAAAAUGAAAGAAA
Molecule: messenger RNA, 4449 nt
Organism: Pongo pygmaeus (Bornean orangutan)
Lineage: Eukaryota; Metazoa; Chordata; Mammalia; Primates; Hominidae
Gene: ZNF843
Product: zinc finger protein 843
Exons: 3
Coding region: 1-1464 (487 amino acids)
Biological process (GO): regulation of transcription by RNA polymerase II
Molecular function (GO): DNA-binding transcription factor activity, RNA polymerase II-specific; RNA polymerase II cis-regulatory region sequence-specific DNA binding
Source: RefSeq, a predicted model, not a curated record